Sapajus apella (tufted capuchin) is the source of this 1945-nucleotide messenger RNA. RefSeq names its product transmembrane BAX inhibitor motif containing 4 (gene TMBIM4). The transcript is spliced from 7 exons. Gene Ontology annotation, biological process: negative regulation of apoptotic process. The record is from RefSeq and is a predicted model, not a curated record. The coding region runs from base 1171 to 1815 and encodes 214 amino acids. NCBI's taxonomy places the organism in Eukaryota, Metazoa, Chordata, Mammalia, Primates, Cebidae. Gene Ontology annotation, cellular component: membrane.
AGUUUUAGUUCAGGGUUUGUCCUAGGUUGUGGUCCAGAUAUUGGCUAGUGCUGGUCAUCUGGAGGCUUGACUGGGGAUGAAGGGUGUGCUUCCAGACAGGCUACUCAUAGGGCUAUUCAUAGGAGGCCUCAGUUUCUCACUGGCUCUUGGCAGGAGACCUUACUUUCCUACCACAUGUGUUUCUCCAUAGGGCUCCCUGAAUUUCCUCACAACAUAGCUGGCCUUCCCUAGAGUAUGCAUUCUUAAUGGAGUGCUGUUGACCCCAUUAGGUGACAAUUGGUUCUUUAGAGGGAUCUAAAGAUCUAAAAACCUUAAGAUUUUAUAGUAACAUAUAUCCUUCCAAAGGGUGAUGGUACAUAAACAGGUAUAUAGUAUAUUUGUGGCAUUAAAAUUUUAUUGAGGGGCCUAUUAGGAAUAAAAUAUCUAGAAGGCUACUCAGGUGAGGAAUAAUGAAAACAAGGUUGAGAAACACUGGCUCAAAGGAAAUGAUCUAAGAAAGAGCAGGAUUUGGAAGCCAUAAUGCCAUUUAUGACUUGGUCUUAGAAGUAACGCACUGCCACUUUUGCAUCUUUCUUUUUGUUAGGACUCACUUGAAGGAGUAUCAAAGAAUUAUGACAUAUCUUAAACCACCACUGCAUGUAAAGAAGGAUAAGGGCAUUCCAAGUAGAGGAAACAGCAAGUGCAAAGGCUCUGAAGCAGGAAGAUGACUCAUGUGGGUAAAGCAUGGUGAGGGAGAGUGCUAUGUGAUGAGACUGGGAAAGGUACUACAUCAUGUAGGAUCUUGCAGGCCCUAUAAAAACUUUUACAUUUUAGGUGAAAUGAGUAUUUAAGUAUUUAAGCAGAGUCACAUGAUAUGGUUUACUUUUCAAAAAGAUCACUUUGACAAGAGUGUGUGGAGAAAUAGGUGGGACAAAAGUGAAAGCAUGGGGACCAAUUAGAAGGUUCCUCCAGGGGUCCAGGUGAGAGAUCAGGCACACUUUGACUAGGGAGCUACGUAGCAAAGGAGACCAAAAGAGGCAGAUAUGUUGCACUUUCAAAAGUAGAACUACAGUAGCUGCUGACAGAUUGGGAACAAGGAGGGGGUAAUCAAAGAUGACUUCUAUGUUUGGCUUGGAGGAUGUUGGUGCUAGUUAUCGAUGAGAAGACUGGGAGAACAGCAAAUUUGGAUAAAUGAAGAGCUUCGAUUUUAGCCAUGCCUUUCUAAGAAAAGUCUACAGCAUCCUUUCUCUGCAAGUUCUCUUAACUACAGUGGCUUCAACAGUUUUUUUAUACUUUGAGUCUAUACGGACAUUUGUACAUGACAGUCCUGCCUUAAUUUUGCUGUUUGCUCUUGGAUCUCUGGGUUUGAUUUUUGCAUUGAAUUUAAACAGACAUAAAUAUCCCCUUAACCUGUACCUGCUUUUUGGAUUUACACUAUUGGAAGCUCUAACUGUGGCAGUUGUUGUUACUUUCUAUGAUGUACAUAUUAUUCUGCAAGCUUACAUACUGACUACUGGAGUAUUUUUUGGUUUGACUAUGUAUACUCUGCAAGCUAAGAGGGAUUUCAGCAAAUUAGGAGCAGGGCUGUUUGCUUUUUUGUGGAUUUUGUGCUUGUCAGGAUUCUUCAAGUUAUUUUUUUAUAGUGAGACAGUGGAGUUGGUCUUAGCUGCUGCAGGAGCCCUUCUUUUCUGUGGAUUCAUCAUCUAUGACACACACUCACUGAUGCAUAAACUGUCACCUGAAGAAUACAUAUUAGCUGCUAUCAGCCUCUACUUGGAUAUCAUCAAUCUAUUCCUGCACCUGUUACGAUUUCUGGAAGCAGUAAAUAAAAAGUAAUUAAAAGCAUCUCGGCUCAACUGAAGAAUAAAAAAUUUUUUUUUUUAGUGAGAAAAAAAGGAUUAAAAAAGUAAUUGUAGCAGUAUAUAGAAACUUCCAUUAAGUAAUAAAGUUUCAGACAAUGAUUAAA